Miscanthus lutarioriparius is the source of this 639-nucleotide messenger RNA. The record is from the annotation of a GenBank genome assembly. Lineage: Eukaryota; Viridiplantae; Streptophyta; Magnoliopsida; Poales; Poaceae.
AUGGCUUGGCAACCUUGGAGCAAUAAUGGCCAUAGAAAUUCCCCUUCAAAUUCAUUAGCUGGAAGAGUUCCUGGACCCAUGCAUCUGCUCCCUUCCCAGGAGGAGCUUGCAGUUCGUUGUGAAGAAAUUCGUAGAAUUGCUGCUGAUAAUACUCUUGUGCUAGAGGAUAUUCUGGGCCUUAGGCAAGAAUUAGCCGUCAUUGAAGACGAGAUCCAUAUGCUUACCAAACAAACCAUUCCCAGACUUCGUCUUGAUAAUGAAAUGGAAUACAGGGUAUUAUCCAGGGAGGCAGAAGUGUUGUUCCUAAGUUCUGAAAAGAUGGAGUUGGAAGCUUUGCGCAAAGAGCUAUCUGUGAAGGUCCAGUCAUUGUACAGGGAGCUGGAGCAGAUCCGAUCCGAGAACAAGCAGAUACCUGCUAUAAGAGAAGGGUUGCAUGAUAUACAAGAGGAGAUUUUGAGGGCCAGGAUGGCGUAUGAGCAUGAGAAACGAGCAAAAAUCAAGCUUCUUGAGCAGAGUCAGGCCAUAGAGAGAGAUUUUAUUAACGAAAAAAUGAAAGCACAGAGGUUACGGUCAGAGCUGGAGAAGAGGAGGUCUGGUUUGUUCAAGCAUCAUGCAUUUGACUCAUACUGUAACAGAUAG